CAGCGUAUUUCGCAACCAAUUUGGAUCUGAACUCGAUCUUUUCACCAGCUGCAUCCCUUCAAGAAUGAACAUAUUACCGAAGAAAAGAUGGCAUGUGCGAACGAAAGAGAAUAUAGCCCGUGUGAAACAGGACGAGGCUAAAUAUGAUGAGGAGCAACGGCAAAUCAAAUAUCGAGCCCAGCUUGCCGAGCAAGAAUCUAGAACGGAAUUGCUGCGUAAGCAAAUUGCUCUCGGAGGGUCUACCACAGCGAUUGAAACUUUUCGUGCUCCUCUUUUAUCCGAACGUAGCGUUGAAUUACUUGAAGGUAACAAAGAAUAUGAAGCGGAGAAGCGAGCGGAGAAAGAGGCACAGGAGAAAUCUAUAGGGUUGUUGACUUAUCUCGGUCAGAGUGUGCUCGAGUCGAGCGGUCAAAGACCAUGGUAUGAUGUGCAUCCCAAACGACAGAGUACUUCUGAACAGGAAAAAAACAAAGCGAGAGAGGAAUGGGAAGCUAAAAAGAAGUCUCGUGCCGACCCACUGUUUGAGAUGAAUAAAAUUUCCGAAUGGUUUGAGAAAAGACGCGAAGAAAAGGCGAGAGAAGAGAAUCAACGCCUGCGACGUGCGAACUCUUGCAUAACUGCUAUGCCUUCGCUAUUUCCGAAUGAUAUCGCAGUACCAAAAACUUCCACGAAAAGGACGGCAUCAUUAUUGGAAUCUCUCAGCCUGUUUAAACAGUCCUUAAAGCAGUGCAAGAACAAAAAAAGAAAGAAGCACAAGCAUGCAAGCUCUGAUGAGGGUAACAAGGACGAAGAGCCGGAUAUGCUGCCAGGCUGUUUAGUGCCAGGUAACACUGUUGUCGCUGGAUCGAGUUGCGUUGUAUCCGAGGUGGCAAACAUUUCCAAACAACAACGUCUAGACGCCCUCCGAGCUGAACGGCUCCAAAGGGAGCGUAAAGAGCGAGAACGUGCUGCCUUGGUAAUGGCCGAAGCAAUGGGCUUGACCGACGCGCUUCGUGAUCCGUGCGAAUCUGAGCAGACCACUACUGAUGAGCGGGAGUUACCCUUCAACUCAGCCUUCAAUCCCGAGUUGGCUGCUGUCUUGGCGGAACGCCGUCGAAAGUUCAGAGAUUCUAGAAAACGCCCUUAUCCAUAG
This is a messenger RNA of Dicrocoelium dendriticum, 1132 nucleotides long. The record is from the annotation of a GenBank genome assembly. Lineage: Eukaryota; Metazoa; Platyhelminthes; Trematoda; Plagiorchiida; Dicrocoeliidae.